This is a messenger RNA of Amborella trichopoda, 1046 nucleotides long. Its product is annotated as proteasome subunit beta type-3-A. Lineage: Eukaryota; Viridiplantae; Streptophyta; Magnoliopsida; Amborellales; Amborellaceae. Gene Ontology annotation, cellular component: proteasome core complex; proteasome core complex, beta-subunit complex; cytoplasm. Gene Ontology annotation, biological process: proteasome-mediated ubiquitin-dependent protein catabolic process. The record is from RefSeq and is a predicted model, not a curated record.
UUUGGGAGAAUACGCGUUUAUAACUUGGGGAAAAAGUUAUUGAUAUUCAUUCAUAUUCACUGCUUCAUCCCUGAAGUAAGAGAGAGCGGGAGAGAGAAAAUCAGGUGUCAUGUCGAUAUUCGAGUAUAAUGGGAGUGCUUUGGUGGCAAUGGUUGGAAAGAACUGUUUUGCCAUUGCCAGUGAUCGUCGUCUUGGUGUGCAGCUUCAAACCAUAGCUACUGAUUUCCAAAAGAUCUACAAGAUUCACGGCAGGCUUUUCAUUGGCCUUGCUGGUCUAGCCACUGAUGCCCAAACACUGUAUCAAAGACUCAUCUUCAGGCACAAGCUUUAUCAGUUGAGAGAGGAGAGAGACAUGAAGCCUGAAACUUUUGCCAGCCUGGUUUCUGCAAUUCUUUACGAGAAAAGGUUUGGCCCAUAUUUUUGCCAACCAGUAAUUGCUGGAUUAGGGAAGGAUGACAAACCUUUCAUUUGCACAAUGGAUUCAAUCGGAGCCAAGGAGCUUGCCGAGGACUUCGUGGUGGGUGGUACUGCUUCUGAGUCUCUUUAUGGUGCAUGCGAGUCCAUGUACAAGCCUGAUAUGAAACCGGAGGAGUUAUUUGAGACAAUUUCUCAGGCUCUGUUGUCAUCUGUUGACCGCGAUUGCUUGAGUGGAUGGGGAGGGCAUGUAAUUGUUGUUACACCUGAUGACAUAACGGAGCGAACGCUGAAAGGACGGAUGGAUUAAACUCUCUUUGACAAUCCAUUAACGGAUGGAUUAAACUCUCUUUGACAAUCCAUUAAAUCAGAAUUUCAAGUUGCCCGCAUGGGUUUACUCAUAUUUGCUGUUCUUGGUUUUUGUUCUUUUUUGGGGAAACUAUGCUCUCAGUGAUUUUGCAUCCUGGCCUCAAGUGAUUUUUCAUAUAGGUGCUCUUCUAUACUGUUCUCGUAAUUUUGCAUGGUUAUUCCCUCUUAAGUUAAUCCAAAUACGUGGGAAACACUGUAUUAAUGUCUUUGUUUUCUGAUUCAUUCCAAGUAUAAAUGAUAUCUAAAUGUGGUUUUCACGUGCU